Caenorhabditis briggsae is the source of this 1272-nucleotide messenger RNA. The transcript has 2 exons. Lineage: Eukaryota; Metazoa; Nematoda; Chromadorea; Rhabditida; Rhabditidae. The record is from RefSeq and is a predicted model, not a curated record. Gene Ontology annotation, biological process: autophagy. The coding region runs from base 1 to 1272 and encodes 423 amino acids.
AUGUACGGAAAGAAUGAACAACAAGCUCUUCGCCCACAAUUUGUGCUCUUCAAUUGCACUCGACAACCCCAACUUGUUUUGCUUGGAGUUCAUCGUAAGGAAAACCGCUAUCUGAAACUCGAAUUCGAACACCCUCAACAUCAAUUCAAAGUGCAUUCAUGUGAUUGUCAAACGCCCACCAUGGAAUCCGAUCUAAAUCCACUACACACUUCUCAUUGUUCUGAAAUCGGAAAAAUAGUGGUUGAUUGCUGGAAUUCGUUCAACAACAAACGUGAGCAAUACGUCUACAACAAGGAAUCCAAGAUUCUUGAGCAAGUGCACAGAUCAGAUAUAAUGUUUCGUCCAGAUCUCAACAUAUCUAGACAUGUAAUGAUUUGUGACAUUGGCAGUGGCGUAAAUAUAUCAAUAGAAAAAGAUGCAGAUGGUCUAUGCCAGUUUCGACAUGAAGAAGGCCAAACUGUGAAAUUACCAGACUCUGUAGUACAGCAAUUUGUUUCUGACAAUGAUGUCAUUCCUGAACCAGAACAGCCACCCGAAAACGUCUUCCAGCAAUAUUUCCAAACACUUCCUGAUUUCAUAACCUUGUUUUGUCCUUGUUUCAAUCGGAUUAAUAUUUGUGUCAAGAUCACAGAUGGCACUUAUCUCAAAUAUUAUUUCAACGAGAAGCGUAUGGUACGAACUAUUAACUGUCCAGUGUGCCCCGAGAAGAUCACUCAAAACUUUUUGGUUCCGAUGUAUUUUGACUGUCGUGAAGGCCAGGACAACGUGAUUCAUUGUCGAAACAAGACAACAAACCUUUUCGAGCAAUACAUUUAUGAUUGGAACGCCAGUGAGCUGAAACAAGUUUUUCUACCUGAAUUUCCUUACGACGGGUCUCGCCGCCAAGAUUCGGAUAGCUACUUCUUCAAGAUAGACGAUAUUAUCAUAUCAAAGGAAGGUGAAUAUUUGAUGCUGGAAAUCCUCCGAUCAUCCAACAAACGUGUUCGAUUUGGUCCUGUUGCCGUGAAUACCAUGACCAUGCAGUACAAAAUUUUUGAGGAAAACGAAAGAGAACGAAAAUCGAAAGAGAUACAGAAUAACAGCUCGCGUGCGGAGGAUGUAGAAGGAUUUUCACCAACGUUUUCACAGGAGCUCCAUAAUAGAAUUCGAGGAUGUCAGUCAUCAGAAUUUUUCCUAGACCAUGGCAAUUAUGACAAAUUAUACGAAUUCGUGGAAAAUGUUGGAAAAUUAAUCGCUCACAACAAUAAGAAUCGGUUCAACACCAAUCAAUAA